Pelobates fuscus (common spadefoot toad) is the source of this 4341-nucleotide messenger RNA. RefSeq names its product DIS3 like 3'-5' exoribonuclease 2 (gene DIS3L2). The record is from RefSeq and is a predicted model, not a curated record. The coding region runs from base 5 to 3187 and encodes 1060 amino acids. The transcript is spliced from 21 exons. Gene Ontology annotation, biological process: miRNA catabolic process. Gene Ontology annotation, cellular component: P-body. Lineage: Eukaryota; Metazoa; Chordata; Amphibia; Anura; Pelobatidae. Gene Ontology annotation, molecular function: 3'-5'-RNA exonuclease activity; RNA binding.
CAACAUGGAUCAUGUAGGAUAUAUGAGGACUUCCCAGGGUCAAACUUUAAAGGAUGGAGCUAACUGGUCUGGAGUACAACAGAAAAAUGCUUAUGCUAGAUUGGUUCAACAACAUCACAGCGGGAGAUUCAAGUCCUACCUGAGCUAUAUAGCUCAGAAGCUGCAGCUUGAAGAGACUUCAGGUGAUGUAGUGCUGGACAGAGAGAAACUUUCUGCGGUUGAUUUUGGGGAAAGCAAGGGAGGAAUUGGAGUCAAUACUAUUGGUUCUUCUCCUUCGCAGAAGUCCUUUAUAAGUAUUUGUGAGCAUACAAACUCCAAGAAACUUGAUGCUUCUCAUGAGUCUAAUCAAGCCAGAAGAGAUUCUGGCGCACGUCACUUAGGUCAGGAGGAAAAAGUCGUUCACACCUCUGAAAGCAAACUAGAAGCCAGUACUGUUGGUCACCAACUGCCAUCAAAAGUGUGCACUGAACCAGUUGAAAUAGAAACACAGCCGGUGAAGCCAAAGUUUAAGUCUCAAAGUUGUAAAAUCCCCACAAGUGAUCAAGUUGCAGAAGGUGGUGACAAGAGAGGAUUUGCCAGAAUCAGAAACAAGUCUGAGUGUUCCAGCACGCCACCAAGCCGUGAUAGGAGACGACAGUUAUCAGAGUCACAAACUGAGACAAUGCAGAGUACAGAAUAUAUGAGCCCGGUGCAGACUCGAUCUCCAAGAGGUGCAAAUCGAAAUGUUGGCUCCAGCUCUGAUAAAAAACGUGGCAAAGGAAGGAAAAAGAACAUCUUUGAGGCAUACAUGACAAAGGAAGAAGUGGCUGCAGGGCUGAAGCGGGGCCAGUUGAUACAGGGUUCCCUGCGGAUUAAUCCCAAGAAGUUUCAUGAGGCGUUCCUGCCAUCACCGGAUGGACAAAGGGACAUAUUUAUUGACGGUGUAGUGUCCAGAAACCGAGCUCUUAAUGGGGAUGUAGUGGUUGUCAAGCUACUUCCCCGGGAACAGUGGAAGGUUGUAAAGUUGGACCCCUGUGAUGUAGUAGCUGUAUCUGCUGACACCCACAAGCUUCCAGUGCCACACAGUAAUUUUCCACAACCCAUUAAAAAUGGAGCGGAAAGUCCAGAUCUCAUUAUUGAAGCCCAGUUUGAUAGCGGAGCAGAAGAGGACUCUGUCUGUUUAGCAUCUUCCAUCAAGAAUCUUGUACUUGGGAGCAGUGAGAGGGGGUGUAAAGAACCAGCAGUUGAACAGUGUCUGGCAUCUGACCACAGAAACCCAUCAAGUCUUCCUGAUGCCUGCCUUCAAAAGACUGCAAAGGUGGUUUACAUAUUGGAGAAGAAGCAUUCCAGAGCGGCCAGUGGAUUUAUUAAACCACUAACAGACAAAGGUGGGGAGCUUGCCAAAAAUUAUGCCUUAUUUUCUCCAGUGGACCACAGACUUCCACGUAUAUAUGUCCCACUGGUGGAUUGUCCUGAUGGAUUUGUUGCACGACCUCAGGAUUAUGCUGCCACACUCUUCAUUUGUCGAAUCAUUGCCUGGCGAGAGGACAGCAAUUUUGCAGAAGGGAAGCUGACGAAGAGCCUUGGUCAAGCUGGAGAAAUUGAGCCAGAAACUGAGGGAAUAUUAACGGAGUAUGGAGUUGAUUUCUCAGAAUUCCCAGACAAGGUGUUGCAGUGCCUGCCACAUGAUCUACCAUGGUCCAUUCCACACGAAGAGUUCCAGAAGAGGAAAGAUUUAAGGAAGGAGUGCAUUUUCACAAUUGAUCCAGCUACUGCAAGAGAUCUGGAUGAUGCCUUGUCAUGCAAACCGCUCCAAGAUGGUAACUUUGAAGUGGGCGUUCAUAUUGCAGAUGUAAGCUAUUUUGUCAAGGAAGGAAGUUCUCUGGAUCAGCUUGCCAGUGAGCGUGCCACCAGUGUGUAUCUUGUUCAGAAGGUGAUCCCCAUGCUGCCCAGGCUCCUGUGUGAGGAACUGUGUAGUCUUAAUCCAAUGACUGAUAGACUAACCUUUUCUGUCAUAUGGAAGAUGACUCCACAAGGCCAGAUUCUGGAUGAGUGGUUUGGCCGAAGCGUCAUCCGUUCCUGUGUGAAGCUGAGUUACGAUCAUGCACAAAGUAUGAUUGAGGGUCCCCACCAGCUAAUCAGUGCUAAUGAACUGCCACCAGUGUCAGCUGAUCACACAAUCGAUGAAAUCCACCAGGCUGUGUUAAACCUCCAUCAUAUUGCUAAAAAUCUGCGUAAACAGCGUUUUGACGAGGGUGCUCUUAGGUUGGAUCAGCUUAAAUUGGCGUUUACCCUGGAUAAAGAAAGUGGGAUGCCACAGGGAUGCUACAUUUACAACUACAGAGACAGCAACAAGCUAGUGGAAGAGUUCAUGCUGCUUGCCAAUAUGGCUGUUGCACAUAAGAUUUACCGUCAGUUUCCACGGGAGGCUUUAUUACGUCGUCAUCCACCCCCUCAAACUAAGAUGCUGAAUGACUUGAUAGAGUUCUGUGAUCAAAUGGGACUUCACCUGGACUUCACCAACUCUGGAACACUGCACAAAAGUUUGAAUGAGCAGUUUGGGGACGAUGAAUACGCAAGUGCCCGGAAAGAGGUCCUGACAAACAUGUGUUCUCGUCCCAUGCAGAUGGCAGUAUACUUCUGCACUGGUGCCAUUAAGGAUGAGAAUUUAUUCCGUCACUACGCACUGAAUGUCCCUUUAUAUACACACUUCACAUCGCCCAUUCGGCGCUUUGCUGAUGUAAUAGUCCACCGGCUUCUUGCUUCAUCAAUCGGUUGUGGACCCCCACUAAAGCUACACCAGGAUGCCAUUCAGAAGCAAUCAGAGCAUUGCAAUGACCGCAAGACUGCCUCCAAGCGUGUCCAAGAGCUGAGUUCAGACCUUUACUUCUCGGUCUUUGUGAAGGAAUGUGGCCCACUUGAGUCGGAAGCUAUGGUAAUGGGAGUCCUGAAUGAAGCUUUCGAUGUUCUGGUGCUCAGAUACGGUGUCCAAAAGCGGAUCUACUGUAACGCACUACCACUAGUGAGCUCACAUUUCCAGCAAGUUGGGAAGAAGCCGGAGCUAACUCUAUUCUGGAUGCCUGAUCAAGUAGGCGAACAGCCUGUGCGGCAGGUUAUUAAUGUCUUCACCCUUCUGGAUGUGGUUCUGAAGUCUGAUAACAUACCUCUGAAAUACACCGCAGUGCUGAAGAAACCAGGCGCAGAGUGAGCACCGGCCACAAAGAAGGCUCGCUGCUGGGUUCCUUUCCUUUACAUACAAUGUAUUUUAAUUCUCAGAGCAAGAUUUUAAUUUUCUAGUAUCCAAAUCCCUAAAGCUUUGAAGGGAUAUGCAACUUACUUUUCACGUGUUUUACAAAUUUUAUUUUAGCGUAUCUGGCCAGCAUGCUUGCCAGAUCUGGUAGCUGUGUACAAAACAUGCAAGCAUAGGUACCUACACUGUAUAGCUAAGCUGGUAAUAAAACAGUGAAGAGUUUGCUGCAGUUUUAAUAAAGACCAUGGUUUCAUUGUACAGUACGUCAGGGAUUUGUUUUGAACUUUUUUUUUUUUUUUUAAUAUAUUGGUUAUGAGGUUUUUAUUUUAACUUUUUCUUACCUCUUCAGGCCGUAGUAGAUUUUACUUAAAUGCCAGUGUGUCUGCCUGGUUCACCUUGCCCACCGGGUGCUGGGAGUAAACAAAGAUGUUGGGCCAUGAAGAAUUUAUUUUACAUUUUAGAGGUUUUUUUUUUAUUUAAAUGUUUUAGUUUUUCUGACCUGGCUUACAGGACUUUUUAGGGACAGAAACUGGCCUGCAUUUUAUAUUGAUGUUUACACAACGAGAACUUUGUUUUGCACUACAAUGAAGCUGCUUGUGUAUUUAUGAUACUGCACCUUUUUAACACGGACUUCAAAUUUCAUAAUUAAUUUCUACAAACUAUUUUGAUUUUAGAUUUGUAAUUUGCAUUUCCAUCUGUUUCCUGCUGUAAAUGAAUUGACUGAAUUUCCAUGACCACUUCUAUUUAUUUCUUAAACCUGGUCAUUGUAAUAUUGGUGUUGUAACGGUGGUCUUGUAUCACCCUAAUUUGUUUUUCACACCUGUACUUUUCAAAGACAAUUUUGAGUGUAUAGUGAAGGCUCUCAGUUUAUUCUACAUAAACAGGAAUGCACAAGAAAUGUAACAACCAGAUGUAACUAUUGGAUGAAUGACACUCAGCCAACCAUUACCCUUGUUGUGGCCAAAUGUCACAAGGAAACAUAGCUCACAGCAACAGUAGUGCCAAAGGUUGGCCUUCUGGUUACGUUAUCAUCAAUGACUCUUAUUUUGAAAUGAUCCCUAUUAACUAAGCAUAUCUGGAACCCAUUCUCCAAUAAAAUGAUUUGCUCUGUA